This is a messenger RNA of Dovyalis caffra, 2934 nucleotides long. The record is from the annotation of a GenBank genome assembly. NCBI's taxonomy places the organism in Eukaryota, Viridiplantae, Streptophyta, Magnoliopsida, Malpighiales, Salicaceae.
AUGUCCAAACUACCUCUCCAAUUUCUCAAAACCCCACUCCUCCUCUCCAUUCUAGUCCUAGUUUCCCUGGCCUUCCAAGUAAUUUCCCAAAAUGUCAACACUGAAAAAACUAUCCUCCUAAACCUGAAGCAGCAACUCGGCAAUCCACCGUCCAUUCAGUCCUGGAACUCAUCAUCCUCACCGUGUGAUUGGCCAGAGGUAAUCUGUGUCGAAGGCACGGUGGCUGGACUUGAGCUAGAUGAUAAAAACAUUACAGAAACAAUCCCAGCUACAGUUUGUGACCUAAAAUACCUGACAUAUCUCAACCUGAGUUGGAACUACAUUCCAGGAGGAUUUCCAAAAGUUUUGUACGACUGUACAAAGCUAGAUUACUUGGACCUGUCUCAAAACUACUUUGUUGGUCCAAUACCUGAUGACAUUGAUAAACUAUCAAGUCUCAAGCAUAUACACCUUGAGGGUAAUAAUUUCACAGGCAGUAUUCCACCACGGAUAGGCAACUUGACAGAGUUGCAAACGUUGUAUCUGCAUCAGAAUCAGUUCAAUGGUACGUUUCCUAAGGAGAUUGGUAAGUUGUCCAAUCUUGAAGAAUUGGCUUUGGCGUUCAAUGAGUUUGUGCCCUCUUCAAUUCAUGUGGAGUUUGGUCAGUUAAAGAAGUUGAAGUUACUGUGGAUGAGACUCGCGAAUUUGAUUGGUGAAAUCCCGGAGAGUUUGAGCAAUCUUUCGAGUCUUGAGCACUUGGAUUUAGUUGGAAAUGAUUUGGAAGGUAAGAUUCCUGAUGGGUUGUUUUUGUUGAAGAAUUUGACUUAUUUGUAUCUCUUCCAGAAUAAGUUGUCUGGUGAGAUACCUCAGAGAGUUGAAACGUUGAAUUUGACGGACAUUGAUCUUGCAAUGAACCAAUUGAAUGGUUCGAUUCCAGAAGAUUUUGGCAAGUUGAAGAAAUUGCAACUUCUGAGUCUGUUUGAAAAUCACUUGUCUGGUGAGGUACCACCAAGCAUAGGCCUUCUUCCUGCCCUGACAGCAUUUAAGGUUUUCACCAACAACUUGAGUGGAGUCUUGCCGCCUAAAAUGGGCCUUUAUUCAAGACUUGAAGAAUUUGAUGUUUCAACCAAUCAAUUCAGAGGCCAACUUCCUGAAAAUUUAUGUGCUGGAGGUGUGUUGAAGGGUGUAGUUGCCUCUGAAAACCGUCUCUCUGGGCAGGUGCCUCAAUCUCUUGGAAACUGCAACAGUUUGCACUCGGUCCAACUUUAUAGCAACAACUUUUCAGGUGAGAUACCUGCAGGCAUUUGGACAGUCUUCAAUAUGACUUACUUGAGGUUAAGUCCGAUUCCUCCUGGAGUCUCCAGCUGGGAGAAGUUGGUUGUUUUCAAGGCGAGCAACAAUCUGUUUUCUGGUGAAAUUCCUGCGGAAAUAACGAGUCUGCCUUACCUUUCAAAUCUUCUGCUUGAUGGAAAUCAAUUUUCAGGUCAACUACCAUCCAAGAUAACAUCUUGGAAGUCAUUGACUAGUUUAAAUCUCUCAAGAAAUAAUCUUUCUGGCCAGAUCCCAAACGCGUUUGGGUCCUUACCUGACCUGCUUUAUUUAGAUUUGUCUCAAAACCAUUUUUCUGGGGAAAUCCCUCCUGAAUUUGACCAGUUGAAACUUAUUUUUCUCAAUUUGUCCUCCAAUCGUCUAUCUGGGAAAAUCCCAGAUCAGUUUGAUAACCUUGCCUAUGAUAACAGCUUCCUGAACAAUUCUAAACUCUGUGCUGUUAAUCCAGUUCUAAACCUUCCAGAUUGCUAUACCAAACUUCGUGACUCUAAAAAAUUGCCCUCUAAAACUCUUGCCUUGGUUCUGGUUUUUACUGUGACCAUUUUUCUGGUCACUAUUAUAGUCAGCUUGUUUAUGGUUAGGGACUACCAGAGAAAAAAGGCAAAACGUGAUCUGGCAGCAUGGAAGCUGACUUCAUUCCAGCGACUGGACUUCACUGAAGCAAACAUUUUGGCAAGUUUGACAGAAAAUAAUCUGAUUGGAAGUGGAGGAUCAGGAAAGGUGUACCGGAUUGCCUCAAAUCGUGCAGGUGACUUUGUUGCUGUCAAGAGGAUUUGGAACAACGACAAAAUGGAUCAUAAGCUUGAAAAGGAAUUUGCGGCAGAGGUUCAGAUACUGGGAACAAUUAGGCAUGCAAACAUAGUUAAAUUAUUGUGCUGUAUUUCAAGUGAGAGCUCAAAGCUUCUUGUUUAUGAGUACAUGGAGAACCAAAGCCUAGAUAGAUGGCUUCAUGGGAGGAACAGAAGUUCCUCGAUGGGUACAAGUUCAGUCUAUCAUUCUGUCUUGGAUUGGCCCACAAGGUUCCAGAUUGCCAUCGGAGCUGCACAAGGCCUAUGCUACAUGCACCAUGACUGUUCCACUCCUAUCAUUCAUCGAGACGUGAAGUCUAGUAAUAUCUUGUUGGAUUCUGAAUUCCAGGCAAGAAUAGCAGAUUUUGGACUGGCCAAAAUGUUGGUUAAGCAAGGAGAGGCUCAUACCAUGUCUGCUGUAGCAGGUUCUUUCGGUUAUAUUGCUCCUGAGUAUGCCUAUACAACAAGAGUCAAUGAGAAGAUCGAUGUCUAUAGCUUUGGAGUUGUACUCCUGGAAUUGGCAACUGGAAGAGAACCUAACAGUGGAGAUGAGCAUACCAGCCUUGCAGAAUGGGCGUGGCAGCAGUUUGGACAGGGAAAGCCUGUCGUUGAUUGCCUUGACCAGGAGAUUAAGGAACCAUGUUUCUUGCAGCAAAUGACCACUGUAUUUAACCUAGGACUCAUUUGCACUCACUCCUUACCGUCCACCAGGCCUUCUAUGAAGGAUGUUUCGGAGAUUCUGCGCCGAUGUUCCCCAGACGGUAAUGGAGAGAAAAAGACGGGAGCCGAGUUUGAUGUUGCUCCUCUUCUUGGAAAUGUAACUCGUCUUUCUAUAUGA